AUGACCGAUUCACCGAUCGCCUCCGAGGCAACUUCUGUCACCGUGAGUUCGAAGCCCAAGCCGACACAUCUCUUUGUGCUUGUACAUGGUCUUUUGGGUGGACCGAAUCACAUGCAAUCUAUAGAGCGGUGCAUCAAGACACUUUUGCCCAGCGAGUCCAAACACAAAAUUGUCACGUUACGCCCGUCAUCUUUUCGGUUUUGGAAGACUUUUGAUGGGCUCAAGCUUAAUGCCGAGCGAGUGAUCACCGAUAUUCUUUAUGAGAUCGAAACCCUCCGCCAGGAAAACAACUUGAAGGUGGAAAAAAUCAGUCUUGUUGGCUACUCAUUGGGAGGUCUCAUCUCACGAUAUGUGAUUGGAAUGCUUGAAGAAAUUGGGUUUUUCGAUAUCGUGGAGCCUGUAUUCUUCACCACCUUUGCUACGCCUCACGUUGGUGUGGAAUUCCUCAACAAUAAUGUCUUUGAUAGAACCGCCAAUGCUCUCGGCCAGUACCUUUUUGGGUACACGGGAACCCAAAUGUUCCUCACCGACUCCCAGAGCACAUUGGUAUCGAUGGCAGACCCGGAAAAGAAGUACAUCAAGGGUCUUUUACGGUUCCAAAAACACAUCUUGUUGGCUAAUGUUCGCAACGAUCGCACAGUGCCAUUUUUCACAUCUUUCAUUUCCCAACACUCGCCUUUCGACCAGUGGAGUAUCAUCAAAAUCAAGUAUUUGAAAGACUUGCCGCAAGCUCACAUCGGUCGGUCGCAUGUACGGCCCAAGUUCGUCGACUUGACCAGAUCUCAUGUCCUCGAACCAACGAGUUCCGAUAAGGGGAAUAUCCAGGAAGGCACUUCUUUUUGGAGACGCAAUAGAUUCGCUCGCUUUGUUGUCGUAGUGGCAGUGAUGCUGCUUCUCCUUCCAAUAUGGAUACCUGUGAUCAUCAUUGGGUCUUCAUUUGCUUCGAUGUACAGCUAUAUCAAGUUGCAAAUCAUCUCCACUCCGCAAGUAGCUUCACAUUGGGAUAAGGUCAAAGGAUCGGUUUACGGAACUAAGCCUGUAGAUCCUGAAGAUGCCGAAAUUGGUCAGAAUAGACGAGCACAGCGCAAAAAACUAGCCCGCCAUGAUACCUUUAAAGGAGAUACCUCGGAGUUGACCGAAAAUGCCAUGGAAAAUAUGUUAUAUGCUGAAGCUCGAAUUACAGGAAAGAGUCCCAGAAUUACCAACGACGACGAAACGGCGGAAGAACUUCGAGAGGAAGACACCGAGACCGAGGUUGACGAGACAGACGCCGAUGCCAACAACCUGAUUAUCCUGAAGUUCACCAAAGGACUUCGCGCCGUUGACAUCGAUGCCGCUGCAAAUGAUGCUGCAAUCGACCGCCACUUGCAAACCCUUAUGACCAAAGACCUCACCAAGUUUCCCGUUUUCACACCAAAAUCAAAGUUAAACCUCAGCGAGGAUAAACGUUAUAUCAUUGAAAACCUCAAUAACAUCGACUGGAUCAAGGUUCCAGUGUACAUAGAUGCGUGGAAUGCCCACGACGGCAUCAUAGCAAGAAGAGGGCCGCGGACAAAUACCAAGGGAACUGCCACCAUCGGUCUUUGGGUUUCUAUUCUUCGGCGCCAUUUGCAAGAAAAUUGA
Messenger RNA from Meyerozyma guilliermondii ATCC 6260, 1623 nucleotides. Its product is annotated as putative hydrolase. The coding region runs from base 1 to 1623 and encodes 540 amino acids. The transcript has a single exon. The record is from RefSeq and is a predicted model, not a curated record. Gene Ontology annotation, molecular function: monoacylglycerol lipase activity. Lineage: Eukaryota; Fungi; Ascomycota; Pichiomycetes; Serinales; Debaryomycetaceae.